AUGACAUAUACAUUCAAAGUAUGUUUUGAAGGUGAUGUUAGAAGAUUCUCAUUUGAAGGUCAACCAGCAUUUGCUUCACUCUCUCAAAAGCUAACGGAGCUAUUCAGUUUGGUUGAAUCGUUCGUUAUUACCUAUCUCGACGAAGUCGGUGACAACAUCACCAUAUCAAGUGACGAAGAGUUGGAAGAAGCAUUCAUCUUCCUACAGGAAACACAACAAUCUAUCUUGAGAUUAUCUGUUGUACCAAAGAUCAAUUUCAAUCAAUUCAUUAAUAACAAUAACAAUAGCAAUAAUAAUAAUAAUAAUAAUAAUAAACCAAAUAGUAAUAAUAAUAAUAAUAACAAUAAUAAUAAUAAUAUUAUUAAUAGUAAUGGAUUAGAUUCAUUAUUUGUAUCGUUGUUAUCUAAUCAAUUCGUACAACAAAUGAUACCACAAGUUAUCAAUAAUCUGGCAACCAAUCCUGCUUUGAUGACUUCACUGAUACAAACUACAAGUACUGCCUUAAGAUCAAAUAACAAUAACAAUAACAACAACAACAAUAAUAAUAGUAAUUUAAAUAACAACAAUAAUAGUAACAAUCAAAGUAAUAACAAUAAUCAUGGAAGUAAUAGUAAUUUUCAUACAUCAAUAGAUACAAUGGCAAUUUUAAAUUCACCAAACUAUACUAGUAAUAAUAGUAAUAAUAAUAGUCAUCCAAUUUUAAUUAAUGUACCUGUCGCAAAUGGUUCGAAUUCACAAAGAAAUUCUGUUAAUUUAUCUUCAUCUCCUUCUUCCUCGACCUCUUCAUCUUCCUCAUCCAAUUCUUCUUCGAUUCCACAACAUCAACAACAACAUCUACAACAACAAACAAGCAAUGUAUCAUCAUCUCCAUCGUCAUCACCAUCAUCAUCAACCUAUAGUUCAUUAGAUGCGAAAUCUUUCGAAGAACUAUCGAAUUCACCAAAAGAUAUGUCACCACUGGCAACUGCAUUGGCAAACGAACAGCAAAACAAUCCUACUACUGCCAGCACUUCAACCACAACAAAACAAACAAAAUCGAAUCCAAUAUUUGGUGUACCAAAGAUAUUCAAUAACAUUCCAUUCCCAUUCUCUGCUCGUGCCGAAAAGAAAGAGGAACCGAUUGUCAUCCAAGUUCCAGCAUCCGCUCCACCAAGCUCCUACAACAUGCCACCACAACAACCUUAUAUUCCCCAACAACCACAACAGCAACAACAACAUUCACCAAUACAACAAGCAUACAUUCCACCAACAGUAGGUGUCGUACCCAACCAAACCAAUCCGAUUGCCAACAAACCAAUGGGUGAUCCACUGCAACACACGCUCUACCCAAUCCGUCCACACCAAAUUCCAAACUCACCACAAAUACAAUUCCAACCAUUACCACCACAAUACCAACAACACCAACAACAACAAUCGUCACCACUUCAACAAUAUCACCAUCAAGAACCAAUCUCUAUCUUGCAACAAACUCAACAACAAACACAACCACAACCACAACAAUAUAUGCCACCACUUCCUACUCAACAACUCCCAGUACAACAACAAAACUUGGUCAUGUCACAAGAGAAAGUAUCGAUACUGGUCGAUGCCCUAAGAAUAACAGAGCAAAGAGCAAAGGAGAUGUUGAGCAAGCAUAAUGGAAAUAUUGAAGAGGCAAUGAUUAUGGAAUCAGAAUAA
This is a messenger RNA of Heterostelium album PN500, 1677 nucleotides long. Its product is annotated as PB1 domain-containing protein. NCBI's taxonomy places the organism in Eukaryota, Evosea, Eumycetozoa, Acytosteliales, Acytosteliaceae. Gene Ontology annotation, molecular function: protein binding. The transcript has a single exon. The record is from RefSeq and is a predicted model, not a curated record. The coding region runs from base 1 to 1677 and encodes 558 amino acids.